Aspergillus costaricaensis CBS 115574 is the source of this 1510-nucleotide messenger RNA. RefSeq names its product glutamate 5-kinase. The transcript has 5 exons. The coding region runs from base 147 to 1397 and encodes 416 amino acids. The record is from RefSeq and is a predicted model, not a curated record. Gene Ontology annotation, cellular component: cytosol; cytoplasm. Lineage: Eukaryota; Fungi; Ascomycota; Eurotiomycetes; Eurotiales; Aspergillaceae. Gene Ontology annotation, molecular function: glutamate 5-kinase activity; RNA binding; ATP binding.
CGAUCGAGCUACAAAGACUAGCGCAGCCUGUCUGACAUCGUCGCGUCUGGGAGGGAGGUCGGAUACCGCCAAUUGCCAGUGUCGCCAUCAGAUGGGUGAUUGUGUGAACAACGUUCCUGAUUAAUCAACUCCAACUUCACUUCACAAUGGCUUCCAAACCUCUCACGAUCGUCAUCAAGCUAGGGACGAGUUCCAUCGUGGAUGAGAACACCCAUGAGCCUAUACUGUCGAUAUUGACCUUGAUUGUCGAAACUGCCGCCAAACUUCAUCGCGACGGACAUAAUGUCGUGCUCGUUUCAUCCGGAGCUGUCGGCGUCGGUCUACGGAGAAUGGAUAUCGAGGAGAGGCCCAAACACUUGCCCCGUAUACAGGCUUUGGCAGCAGUUGGGCAAUGCAGACUGAUGAGUCUUUGGGACGGUCUUUUCUCGCAUCUCCGUCUCCCCGUCGCACAGAUCUUGUUGACCAGGAACGACAUUGCGGAUAGGACACAAUAUCUCAACGCUCAGAAUACCUUCGCACAGUUAUUUGACAUGGGUGUGAUUCCCAUCGUCAAUGAAAACGACACUCUCGCAGUCUCGGAAAUCAAAUUCGGUGACAACGACACACUGUCGGCAAUAACAGCAGCUAUGGUCAAAGCCGACUACCUCUUCUUAAUGACGGAUGUCGACUGUCUAUACACGGCUAACCCACGCCACAACCCGGAUGCGAAGCCUAUCGAGGUCGUCACGGAUAUUUCAUCUUUGGAGGCUGAUGUUUCGUCUGCCGGAUCCUCUUUAGGGACAGGAGGCAUGAGUACCAAGAUCGUCGCUGCCAAGUUGGGAACCAGUGCGGGCGUGACCACAAUCAUCACCAAAAGCUCCAAACCGGGUAAUGUUCAUGAAAUUGUCAGAUACCUUCAGCAAACGGAGCAACUUGACCUGGGGUCCGAAGAGUCUUCAGGCUCGCCAGACUUGCCCACUCCGCCCCCACUACACACUCGAUUCAUUCCCUCGGAAACCCCGAUUCAGUCUCGGUCUUUCUGGCUUCUUCAUGGCCUGAAACCUCGAGGUACACUAUAUAUUGAUCAUGGCGCUUAUAGUGCUCUCCAGAAAAAGGCUGGCUUGCUUCCGGCAGGUGUCUUAGGGGUGGAAGGACAUUUUGGCCAACAGGAAGCAGUGCGCCUGGUUGUGGUAGAGAAGAUCUCUCCAGACGCUUUGAAUGGGGAGUUCCUUCAUCAUGGCCAGGAGCCGAAGGAAGUUGGGCGUGCCCUAGUCAAUUACGGCAGCAGUGAAAUCAUCCGCAUCAAGGGCCAGAGAAGCACACAUAUUCAGUCACUACUUGGUUAUGCAGAUAGUGAAUAUGUGGCUCUUCGAGAAAACAUCUCUUUCACACAAAAUAACGAUAGUCCACGUCACUGAAACGCAAAUGCUUCUAACAUUCUGCUAUCUUGAGAAGGAGAAGGAACGAUCGAUGAGUAACAGACAACUAUAUAAUUAGAAUUGCAUAUAACAAAAGUAUAGGCUAAACAAUG